Messenger RNA from Oncorhynchus masou masou (cherry salmon), 3715 nucleotides. RefSeq names its product protein shisa-6-like. NCBI's taxonomy places the organism in Eukaryota, Metazoa, Chordata, Actinopteri, Salmoniformes, Salmonidae. Bases 525 to 2441 code for a protein of 638 amino acids. Gene Ontology annotation, cellular component: AMPA glutamate receptor complex; dendritic spine membrane; postsynaptic density. The record is from RefSeq and is a predicted model, not a curated record. The transcript is spliced from 10 exons. Gene Ontology annotation, biological process: regulation of short-term neuronal synaptic plasticity; regulation of AMPA receptor activity.
CUCUCCUCGCGCCAGACAGAGAACAAGUCAACGGGAAUCUUGACCAGGCGCAACUUUCACCACAACAAGAAAAUGUGAACACAAGCCCUGUCACAUAAAGACGACUCGACUCAAGGCGCCCCACAUAAAUCAGUACCUUAGACAGCGACACCCGGCCGUUAUCAGCAUCUCCAACAGGGCGGAAAGCACACAGUCCCCUGCACUCGGCUGUCCUACCAGAGCACAACCAAGGCAUGCAGUUCCGUGAAUGACGAUUCUCUCUAUCAGAGCGCAAUGGGUUUCAGAAGCGCUGCUAUUAAUGAUAUACUUAACUAAUUGCGUCUUGCAUACUGAUGCUAUUCAUUCUUCUAGCCAGUAUGGUAACAGUAUCGAUCGUGAGAGGACCAACGCGAGUGGCAGGUGACGAGGGUUGUAACAGCCUUGUUGGAUUGAGAGCCUGAGAGCCCUAUCACAUUCACUUCACUACCAAGUCAGAGAAGAUCACAAGCGUCGCGUCGGAAGUGAAUUGACAGGUUAGACACACCAUGGGGAUAAGGCACCUUUUGCUGCUCGUCAUAUACCUGGAUCCCCUGAGCGUUCUCUGCGCCGGGACAGGAGGCAAGAAGAUGAAACCCGUGACCAAGCGGACUCCCAAGGCGAAAGACACCAACAUCACCGCGGUGAUCCCCACCGCCGCGCCGCAAAAGAACACGACCAAGGACUACGAUACGUGCACGGGUUACUACGACGUGAGCGGACAAUUUGACAGAGAGUUUGCGUGUAACAACACGGUUCACCGCUACUGCUGCGGGUCCUGCUUCCUGCGGUUCUGUUGCCAGGAAAAAGAAAAACGAGUGGAUCAGUCAAGCUGUAAAAACUACAACAAGCCGGACUGGGUGAAAACGCCCCCCCCGUCACCAGCCUCGACGGGACAGCCUUUUGACCCGAGUAUGGACCAGACGAACACUGCAGUGUACAUCACCUGUGGGAUCAUAGCUUUUAUUUUAGUGGUGGGAGUUUCGGCUAAAGUUGCCUAUGACAAAGCCACAGAGCCUCCUCAGGAAAUGAAUAUCCAUAGGGCCCUUGCUGACAUCCUGAGGCAACAGGGGCCCAUUCCCAUAUCGCAAUAUGACUGUGAGAACUUUUCGGCCAUGAACGGCUCUCCCAAAGACAACACUCCUCAACAAACCUCCUCCAAGAACCACUACACCCCUGUCCACCAGUCCAAGUCCAACCACGGUCUCCACUACGGGAAGGAGAGUGUCCGCAGCAGUGGAGGUCACGACCUUCAUACCUUCAUCUCCUCUGGGUUUGUCACGUUGGGACGCGGCCAGCCCAAAGGUACCCACCAGCACAACUACAACCAUGUGGUUCUAGGUAGCCCAACACGUACCCAUAAUGCUCACCGAUCAUUGAGACGUGAGAAAGAGAACACUAGGAUGAGUGGCAUCCUGACCUCACAGACGGAGCCAUACGACCUGUCCUCCUCGCGCUCCUUCCAGAGCCUGUCCCACCUACCGCCCACCUACGAGGCCGCCGUCAAGGCCGACCUCAACAGAUACUCCUCCCUCAAGAGACUGACGGAUAAAGAUGUCGACGACUACUACACCCGCAAGCGUCACCUCCCUGACCUGGCAGCCAGAAGCACCCUGCCCUUACACGUCAUUAAAAUGAACCAGGAACAGCAGCAGCAGCAGCAGCUCCAGAGCCAGCCCCCCCAGCCCCAGGUGUCCCAGGCCCCACCCCAGCAGCCCCAGGCGCAGCAGGCCCCCAGGAGACAGAGGCCUCCUCGUGUCCAGAGGGCCAUGUCCCAGGACCGGGUCCUGUCCCCAAACAGAGAACCCCAGCCAGACUACCAGGGGAUAGGGAUGACUCGGCAAGGAGGACGUAUCCUGUCUGAUGAGCAGCUACUGUCUGCUGAGAGGCUGAGGUCACAGGAACGCCUGAUGUCCCAGGACCGGCUGUACUCCAAGGACCGCAUGUACUCCAAGGACAGGCUGUUACAAUCUCAAGACCACAUGUACCCGAAAGACCGCCAUUUCUCCCAAGACCGCCUGUACUCCCAAGACCGCCUCUACUCCCAAGAUCGCCUGUACUCCCAGGAUCCUCUGAUCUCGCCGGACAAAAUGAUGAUGUCGCUGAAGCGAGCGUCCGGCGGUAUACGGGGCAACAACGACAAGUCGAUGUCGCACGCCAUCUCGCACCCGGAUGUGUUCAUGCCCACGACACCACUCAUGGACCACUACAAGAUGACAAAAAUACACUCCCAUCCCAGUGCCUCGAGCAACGCAGGGGCGGCAGGAGGAGCAGGAGCAGCGGGGCACUCCAACACGCUAGCCAUGAACCACACGACUAAUAAGAGACAGCAGUUUGCCUCCAGAAGGACCCACACUGUGGAGCAGCUCCACUACAUCCCCCAGCAGCACUACCGCACAGGCAGCAAGACCGAAGUGACUGUUUAACGCUAGCUAGCAUGCUAACGGCUAGCUUGGGAGUGAGUCAGCAGAGAAUGCUAACAUCUCAUCGCUAGUUUAUAUAUACGCCUUUCAACAGACACUUUUAUCCAGUGACUUACUCUCUGCAUACAUUUUUAUGUAUGGGUGGCCCCAGCGGGAAUCAAACCAACGACCCUUUGUGUUGGGGGAGUAUGUGUGUGUGUGUUGGGGGGGGGGUGGGAAAAGACUGCCGAGUAUAACAGGACGAUAAUUGUAUGAUUUUAAGUCAAACAAAAGGUACACUCACAUUUGUUUGCAUUUUCAGACUUCACCAGAUCGAAGAGCAGCACUGUAAGAGACUAGAGUUCUUCAGUAGACACAAACCCCACUAAGACUGAGUCAGCUGUAGUAGUGUGCUGUGAAAUUGGCAAACUACUCUACUGCUAUUCCUGUUACGCCCUAAGCACCCUUGUCCACCAUAUGAGGGGACAUGGGCUUUUUGAGAAUAGAGAAGCUCAGGCUGCCAACACAUGUCUUAUUCUAUAAACUUCUACUGCAUUGGUAAAACGCCAGGACUGAUCCCAUCUAUGUCUCCACAACUUCUGUUGUUCAGAGACACAACACAACCACAGGUGAUGGAACCAGGAUGACCCUGUAAUAACUUUAUAAAUAUAUAAAUAUAAAAAACGACCAUUUGUAACUCCAGUCUUACUCAUAGCUAUCAAUCAAAACCGAUGUUAGACAAGUGUUCCAUUUCUAAAAAUGAAGAAGUGGUUUUAAAAAGUGGUUUUAAAAAGCACAAUCAAUUAAUGAGAUUUUGUGUUUCUGUUCAGUUGUUUCAUAAGUUUGGUCGCUGAUGGCUAGCUCGUAGAUGAUUGUAAAUAAGCUAUACUUCUAGAGGCAGUAAUAUGGACCAGUCUGUACCAGUUGGCUUUUGUAUUAGGCUGUCUAAUGUUUUCAGUAGAUUCUGAACAAGUUGUAAACCACCACUGUUUCGUGAUCAGUUCAGACUAGAAAACCCACUUAACCAAGCAUUGGCAGGAUACAUGAAUAGUAUAACUAUGUUUGUAGAUUGAGAAUGAAUGUGAAUGAAUGAGAAUGAAUGUGAAUGAAUGAGAAUGAAUGUGAAUGAAUGUGAAUGAAUGUGAAUGAAUGUGUUGUCCAUUAAAAAAAUAUACCACUGUUCAUAUUUGGAUGUAGAAUGUGUUCCAUUGACUUCUAUGAGAAGCUGGACAACAUGGUGACUGAUUAUAAUUGUUGUUGCAGUAGCGUCAAAAUAAACCAUCCAUAUUUUUUUAAAC